UCUCAUCUAUAUAAAAACCUCAUUUCUUCUCAAUCAAAUCAAAACACCAUCUGACAAAAUCGAAUACAUCACACCAAAAAAAUCAAUUAAUUUUCUCAGUUCGAAUUUAAUUUUCCGGUGAAAAUGUCAGGCCGAGGAAAGGGAGGAAAAGGAUUGGGUAAAGGAGGAGCAAAGAGGCAUCGUAAAGUUCUACGAGACAACAUCCAAGGGAUUACGAAACCUGCGAUUCGUCGUCUCGCGAGAAGAGGAGGCGUGAAGCGUAUCAGUGGUCUGAUCUACGAAGAGACUCGCGGCGUACUCAAGAUCUUUCUCGAGAACGUGAUUCGUGACGCCGUUACUUACACGGAGCACGCUCGCCGGAAAACUGUUACGGCGAUGGACGUCGUUUACGCUCUCAAGAGACAAGGUCGCACUCUGUACGGAUUCGGCGGCUAAAAAAACUUGUCAAAUGUUGUUCGAUUCGCAUUUUUGUAAAAUCUUCAGUUUCUAGGGAUUUCAGAUUUGCGAUUUCAUUAGUUUAAUAUUGUUAAAUGUAUUGAAAAAAUUAUCCACAUGGAGUUUAAUCAUUCAUUAAUCGUAAACGUUGAUUUAUUAAAAA
Molecule: messenger RNA, 598 nt
Organism: Camelina sativa (false flax)
Lineage: Eukaryota; Viridiplantae; Streptophyta; Magnoliopsida; Brassicales; Brassicaceae
Product: histone H4
Cellular component (GO): nucleosome
Molecular function (GO): protein heterodimerization activity; DNA binding; structural constituent of chromatin
Source: RefSeq, a predicted model, not a curated record